UGUCAUACAAUCAAUGAGAUUACAAAAUGUUAGAUGAAAAUUUAUAAUGUUCUAUUAAUUUAAUUUUCACAAGAAAUUUAUUCGGCGCUAAAAAAAUUAUUUGUGUGUAAUAAAGGAAAUGGCAUUGGAUAAACAAAAGAUAUUAAGUGAAUUAGGAAGCGUAAUGAAUCAACUACAAAGUGCAGAUUGUGGUUGUAUGGGGAAGUUAUUCAAUAACAGGAGUUCGCAUCCAAACAUGGGUAGCCCUACACCAGGGGCCGGAGAUUAUCGACACGGCGGUUGCUGCCGCUGCCCCGGGUACAAUAGAUUCGGUUCCUGCGGGGGGGACCCUAACGCAGCCAAUGGAAUGCAGAAUAUGAACCACUGUAUGGGUCGAUGUAAUCCAGCAAAACUUUACUCAGACACUUAUCAAUAUUUAAACUCGAAUCUCAUGCAACCGGUCGUACAAGAGGUGUAUAAUGAUUUGAAAACUAUAACACCGGCUAACACUAUUAUGAAUAGUCCACCCGGAAAUGCUUUAAUGCCUGCACAAGGGCAGACUAAUAUGUAUAAUCAAGGUGGUGUUGGAGAUCAGAGCAGAGGUAUGGGAGGCCACAUGGGCGGAUUGGGAGGUGGACAUAUGACAGGCGGUGGUCAUAUGACAGGAGGUGGUCAUAUGUCGGGAGGUGGCGGACCAGCGGAUAUGGGUUCGAAUAUAGUAAGCAUGAUGAUGAGUGGACAGAAACCAAUUGUAAAUGAAACUCCGAUGGGAGGCGGCAACUCAUUAACACAACCAAUGCUUAUUGAUGCCCCUCAGUCACCACACGGAAAUGUUGGAGUUGUUCCUUUGUCCAAUCAAAUGAACGCAUACCAAGCUAAUGAUCCAAAAAUGCAUUCAAUGAAUAAUCAACAACAAUACAGUAAUCCAGGACAUUUAGUGAACCUUAUGGAAGGGGCAAGCCAGCCUACGUUAUCUCCUCCUAUGUACACCAAUCCUCAUGCGAACCAGCCCUCGGUUUCUCCCACAGCUUAUGCUAAUCCUCCAAGUCAUCCUUCGAUUCCCCCCACAUCCUACGCCAAUCCACCAGCUAGCCAUCCUUCGAUUCCUUCUUCAACUUACGCCAAUCCUCCAGCAAGCCAGCCUUCUAUUUCUCCUACGAAUUACGGCAAUCCUCUACUGGCUACGCCAAAUGUUAAUGGCCCACAGGCCCCUGGUGUAAAUAAAUUCAAUCAGAUGUUCCCUGGUGUAAUGCAGAACUUUGGUGGAGACUUAGGUUUUGAUCCUAUGGCAAUAGCCGUACAAAUGAAUCCAGCAAAUCAACAGCGGACUGCGAUAGACACUAUCCAAAAACUAAUGAGCGGUAACUCGAGAGGUAUUAGUAGAACGGCAAACAUUUUGAACCAAGGACAGCUGCAAAAUGUUGUACCCGCUGAUAUACCAGCGCAACCCGCUGCUCUCCCAAGCCCAGUCCCACAAAGUACCAUCCCUACCGAACACUUGAGUCAACCACAAUUGAGUCAACCAGUCGCACCGAGUCCGGAACAAGUGAACUAUCAAUACAGUAGUGAAGUACGCCCACAACAAGUGUAUACCACCUUAACUCAAGAUCCUAGUAAACAAAUGGUACAACAGCCACAAUACCAAGAACCAAUAUUGCCUGCCCAACCGCAAUAUAUGCCAGAGACUCCAAGCAAUGCAAUACAAAAUGUAUCAGGCAAUGAGAAUGCUUACGAGCCAUAUGUAACUACACAGGAUCCUUACGAAGGUACCGAGCUACCACCGGUUCCUUCAUCAAUGAAAAUAGAAAAAGUGCCAAUUUUCCCUGUCGAUUUAACUCAUACUAGAUCGUAUUCUCCUAUUAAGAGAACAGUCUUUUCGGAUCAUAAUCCUUUAAGUAAACCUCGGUCACAGUCUCCCGUGAAACGACUUGCCUAUUCAGAUUACAAUACGUUAGGUCAACCCAUUCUAAGGGUGUCUGCAAGUAGAUAUAUUAAAGCAGAGCCACCCCUACCUCAGACGUUAUCGCCACAAGAUUCCCCUAAACCGGCGGUAUAUAGUAAUGUUAAAGCUACCGUUAGUAAGACAUCUAUCAUCGGUAAUCGGCGAGUUGGAAGAAAUCCAAGUAAAAAUCAAUUACAACAUCUAUAUAACCAGUAUAAAGGUUCACAAUCUCUUACACAUCAAAAUCCAACGAACAAUAACGAAGUUGCUUCAUACUCGGAGGGAAAAUUAAACGUACCUCAGCAACAAGCGGUACGAGCUCAGCCGAACAAACAGGCUGUUGAAAAAGUUGCCGGGGACACAUUACAGAACACAAAUAUAGAGUCCACUAACGUCAUCGCUGGAAAACCAGAUCAAUUUGCUGGCCAGUACGGAGAUGUACUUAAUAUCAAAAGAACUACAAAUGAAGAACGCUUGCAACCAUCGCCAAGGCAACGUAAAGGUUUUAACGGCUUACAAGACCAGGUUUACACGUCGUAUCCCAAGUCUACGGCGUGGUCGUUCCACGGGAACCCUCGUUUGCCAAUGCCAAUUGGAAGUCUUGCUAGAAAAAGAUAUUAAAAAAAUUGUCCUUUGUGAUUAUUGAAAUUGCGUUCCGUUGUUAUUUAAUGUUAUUUAUACUGUUGGUUUGUAACGUGUUUGUGAAAUUAAAAAUUCGUUAAAGGUUC
Molecule: messenger RNA, 2649 nt
Organism: Papilio polytes (common Mormon)
Lineage: Eukaryota; Metazoa; Arthropoda; Insecta; Lepidoptera; Papilionidae
Exons: 3
Coding region: 119-2542 (807 amino acids)
Source: RefSeq, a predicted model, not a curated record